This is a messenger RNA of Canariomyces notabilis, 1730 nucleotides long. RefSeq names its product mitochondrial carrier. The record is from RefSeq and is a predicted model, not a curated record. The coding region runs from base 487 to 1437 and encodes 316 amino acids. Lineage: Eukaryota; Fungi; Ascomycota; Sordariomycetes; Sordariales; Chaetomiaceae. Gene Ontology annotation, biological process: mitochondrial citrate transmembrane transport; alpha-ketoglutarate transport. Gene Ontology annotation, molecular function: tricarboxylate secondary active transmembrane transporter activity. Gene Ontology annotation, cellular component: mitochondrion. The transcript has 3 exons.
GUUACCGUCAGCGACUUCGACCCAUCCGCAACCAUUGCUACUUGCGUCCAGACCGCAAUCGGAGGGGAUCUUGAUUGUAAGUGGAGAUUCUCCUUUGUGCUUCUUCAACAUCACCGCGGGUACAAGACAGCACAAAGCUUGUUUCGGAGCUCUCCUCAUUGGGAACCCACAGUUACUGAGGGCCGUGUCGGUAACACGUGCAUUUCAGGGUUCUUGGCGAGUUCUGUCUAGCGAGCCGUCAGCAAUCAUUGUUUUCGCGCUUUCCGUCGCACAGUCUUGGACCACGCCUCGCUGUUCCUCCGCCAAUUGCGUUCUGGUUGCUUCGUCCGUUUCUCACCGGCUGUUAGGACCGUAAUCAUUCGAGCAACAAAAUAUCCGAACCUCCAGCCCGGCGUUCCCAAGCCAGACUCUUCGGUCUCCCAUCCUGCGACGAAGCACCCUAACUUCCCUUGGUCAGGGCCCCUUCCAUAGCAACAUCGCCUAGUCAUGACCGCCGCCGUCGCCUCGGUCCCGGCUGCCCAGCCGCCCAAGCUGGAGAAGAAGCCGAUCAAGUUCUCCAACUUGCUCCUGGGCGCCGGCCUCAACAUGUUUGAGGUUACCACCCUCGGUCAGCCCCUGGAGGUUGUCAAGACCACCAUGGCGGCUCACCGCGGGGACGGUUUUACAAGUGCCCUGGGCCGGAUCUGGAACCGCGGUGGUGUCCUCGGCUUCUACCAGGGUCUAAUUCCUUGGGCCUGGAUUGAAGCUUCGACCAAGGGCGCCGUUCUGCUCUUCGUCGCCUCCGAGGCCGAGUACUAUGCCCGCAGCUUUGGGGCCAGCGAGUUUGGCGGCGGCAUCAUUGGCGGCAUGACGGGCGGUGUUGCUCAGGCGUACGCGACCAUGGGCUUCUGCACGUGCAUGAAGACGGUCGAAAUUACCAAGCACAAGAUGGCGGCUGCAGGCCAGAAGGCGCCCGGCACCUGGGCUACUUUCAUGGAUAUCUACCGCCGCGAGGGCAUCCGCGGCAUCAACAAGGGCGUCAACGCCGUCGCUAUUCGCCAGAUGACCAACUGGGGAUCGCGGUUCGGUCUGAGCCGGCUCGCCGAGCAGGGCAUCCGCAGGGUCACGGGCAAGGAGCACGGCGAGAAGCUUAGCGCCUAUGAGAAGAUUCUCGCCUCGGCCCUUGGCGGCGGUCUCUCGGCGUGGAAUCAGCCGAUCGAGGUGAUCCGGGUCGAGAUGCAGAGCAAAAAGGACGACCCAAACCGUCCCAAGAAGAUGACAGUCGGCAACACGUUCAAAUACAUCUACGAGACCAACGGCAUCAAGGGCCUGUACCGCGGCGUUACUCCCCGCAUCGGUCUCAGCGUCUGGCAGACGGUGUGCAUGGUUGCCAUGGGUGAUAUGGCAAAAACUUAUGUGGAGAAGGUGACGGGUCAGGCGGUCACUGCGAAGCAUUAAGCGGCGGCGUUUCUGGCGCGGUUCAUGGGCAUUGGUCGGCUUAAGAUGAUUACAUUAUGGUCGGCCCUUUGUGUGGGAUCCUGUACAGCUGCUCCCAUUCCUUUGUUAUCUCUUAGCUGUGACGGUAAAUGUGUAAUAUCCGGGCGGAUCAUGCGUCUGUCUACGGGGCCGGGUUUCGCGCAAGACUUUAUCUUUAUACACUUGUUAUCUUUAGUGCUACUGCUGCUUACGGACAGAUAAAUGAUAUAGACGGGAUUUUGGGUUAGUCUGUCUUUGAACACGGUUGCCUGUGG